UCAAUCAUGUUACAAGCGAUUUAUAUUAUUUAUAUUUUUCUUUCGCUGAGUUUUGCUGAAAACGAGGAACAAGUACCUCCGACUCCUGACUCUUCAAAGGAAAGCAGUGUUAAAGAUGAAUCUGUAACUACUACUGCUAUGCAAAUCGAGUCAACUACUGAUUUAAAUACUGCUUUAACUACUGAUGCGAGUGCUGCUUCAACUACUGAAAGUUCUUUAUCAGAAGUGAGCAAUAAUGAUGAAUGCAAUAUAACAUCACAGUUUAAUGUAAUUUUUAGUAAAUAUUUUAAUGAAACUUCUGAAAAUGAAAAUAAAACAUUCAAGGAUCUUAGACAGAUUAUUAAACAAAAAGUGAGAGAAGUAAAACAGGAAUUUAGGCAAGCAAAACAGUCUUGUAUAGAACACUGUAAAGCAAAUUAUUCAAAAAAUAAUGAGGAAAAUUGCAAAAAGGGAAAAAAAAAGAAAAGAUGUAUAGAUACAUGCAAGGAAAUUAAGAUGACAUAAUAAAUAGUAAUUUUGAAUUUUUGUUGACUGACUG
This is a messenger RNA of Centruroides sculpturatus (bark scorpion), 538 nucleotides long. RefSeq lists its product as uncharacterized. The transcript is spliced from 8 exons. Lineage: Eukaryota; Metazoa; Arthropoda; Arachnida; Scorpiones; Buthidae. The record is from RefSeq and is a predicted model, not a curated record. Bases 7 to 504 code for a protein of 165 amino acids.